AUGUCUCCAUUACCUCAAGACCCAAUUAUUAUCGGUGUCGGAGAAAUCCGCCAAAAGAACUUCACCCUCGAAAAUACCCUCGAACCGGCAGAGCUUAUCUUAUCAGCGAUCCGCAAUGCUGCCAAGGACACGACAGUCGAUGUCAUCAAACACGUAGAUAGUAUUUCCGUUGUUCCUCCCUGGUCCUGGACAUAUGAUGAUCUACCAAAGUAUCUUGCUCAGAAACUUGGGGUUGAACCUUCGCAUCUCGAGCUCUCGAGCCAUGGAGGUCAUACGCCUGCGUUGCUGUGCGACGCGGCAGCUGCAGGAGUUGCGGCCGGGGAAACCAAAUUGGCAAUUGUUACAGGAGGAGAGGCGAUGGCGUCCUUGCUUGCGUGUCAGAAAGCUGGGCGUCUUCCUCCACCCGGAUGGACUGAGAUGUCUCCCGGCGCAAAGUUAUAUGGCCCGAGUGACCCUGCACUCUUGAAAGAUGUCGGUGCCUCGCACUCCAUCGGAAUGCCAAUUCAAGUAUACCCUCUAUACGAAAAUGCAUACAGAAAGCAUAACCAGCAAACAUUCCAUGAGAACCACCAUGAAUCUGCAGUCCUUUACGCUGAAUUUGACAAGAUUGCCUGUAAACAUCCGAUCAGUUGGCGAGCAGGCGAAACACCACGGGACGUUGAUGCUAUCAAGACGGUAACCAAGCAGAAUCGGAUGAUCUGCACACCUUAUCCAUUGUUGAUGAAUGCAUUUAACGGUGUGAAUCUGGCGGCGGCCUGUAUCAUCACUUCUGUCGAGUAUGCUACCAAGCUUGGUGUCCCCCAGGAUAAAUGGGUGUACAUCACUGGUGGCGCUGGCUCGAACGAUAGUUCGAAAUUCUGGGAGCGAGCAAACUACUUCUCUAGUCCUGCUAUCGAGUACUCUAUCGACAAGGCCCUCGAAUCCGCUGCGAUCACCAAGAACGAGAUCGAUUGCUUUGACUUCUACUCGUGCUUUCCCAUCGUCCCGAAACUCGCUUGUAAGCAUGUCGGUCUGGAUGUUCAGAGACCCGCCAAGCCUAUCACUUUGCUUGGUGGCCUUACUUCCUUCGGCGGUGCAGGCAACAACUAUUCUCUUCACGCAAUCGCGGAGAUGACAAGAGUCAUUCGAAGCCGAAAUCAUCAAAAUGGCCUGGUACUUGCAAACGGAGGCAUUCUAUCCUGGCAAUAUGCUCUUUGUUUAUCGGCUCAGCCGCGACGGAUUACCUCCACAUAUGCGAAAAGAGAAGUUCUUGACAAUGGUGAUGUUUCUCAAGGUCCAGCGUUCACCCCGACAACGCAAGGCGAAGCUGUCAUCGAGACUUAUACUGUGGACUAUGAUCGUAAGGGACCCAAGCUCGGCCAUAUAAUUGGAAGAUUGGUUGAGAAUGGACAGAGAUUCAUUGCAAACCAUGGUGAUGAACAUACGUUGGCGACUCUUGCGAGUGCCAAUGGAGAGCCAAUUGGCAUGAAGGGUCAUGUGAACAGGGCUAAUGACGGUCGAAAUCUCUUCACUUUAUCAGCGAGUGCAAAGCUCUAG
Messenger RNA from Fusarium tjaetaba, 1536 nucleotides. RefSeq lists its product as uncharacterized. The transcript is spliced from 8 exons. Gene Ontology annotation, molecular function: acyltransferase activity. Bases 1 to 1536 code for a protein of 511 amino acids. NCBI's taxonomy places the organism in Eukaryota, Fungi, Ascomycota, Sordariomycetes, Hypocreales, Nectriaceae. The record is from RefSeq and is a predicted model, not a curated record.